Molecule: messenger RNA, 2757 nt
Organism: Naegleria fowleri
Lineage: Eukaryota; Heterolobosea; Eutetramitea; Acrasida; Naegleriidae
Exons: 1
Coding region: 1-2757 (918 amino acids)
Biological process (GO): proteasome-mediated ubiquitin-dependent protein catabolic process; protein polyubiquitination; negative regulation of translation
Molecular function (GO): translation repressor activity; zinc ion binding; protein binding
Source: RefSeq, a predicted model, not a curated record
AUGUCGACCGAUCCAGCCGAUGAUUUUCAACAACAUUUGCCUUCUCAUUCCUCAUCAGAACUAGUGGUACAGGAACGAUUAGUGGAGGAAGAAUUUGAACAACGACAAUUUGCUUUUGAAGAAGAAGACGAUUUCAAACAGACAUCGGUCAAUGAUAUUCAUCAUCACCAUCAUGGAUCAACAUCACAAAACAUGAUGAUGAAUCAUGAACCAAAUUCACCUCUGGAAGAAGUGGUCAUUGAUAAUGUACAACAAGUGGAUGAAAGCGAGGAGUAUCUUGAUGAUGGUAGGAAAAACAGAGUGAAUAUCAACAACAACCCAAUGUCAUGUCAAGGUGGCUCAACACCUUUGACACCUUCAAGAACUUCUACAACAGCACCUUCAGUAGGAGUCUCUAUCAGCACAACAACAACUUGUAGUACUGCUACACCAAAAACAACAACAACAACAUCACCAGUGGUCACUGUACCAACAAGAACCUCAUUGGAUAUGAACCAAGAUGUCAGUCAUCAAACAACCAGUGCUGUUGGAAGUCCAAGUAACAACAACAAGCCCAUUCAUACAUUCAAGAAUCAAGACAAUGGAAUUUUAGAUUUAACACCGAUCAAUUUAGUGAAAUCAAACAACAACAAUAGCAACAACAUUAAUACCAUGACUCCACCAGGAACCAGUAUUGCUUCUCCGGUCAUGAUUGGUAGUGCUAUGGCUCAAAUGGAACAACAAUCCACUCUCUCCACGUCUCCAAAACCAAUACAAAUACAAACUCAAGUCAGAAAAGAUUCCUCUCCAACACACCAUCCAGUACAAGCCACUCCAGGAUCUCCUCAAUCCAAGAGAAAUAGUUUUAUUUUCACACCAGCAAAGGUGGCUCCCUCUUCCUCGUCGUCAGCAACUUCUCAGACCUCUCUAUUAGCAAACUCUAUCGGAUCAGCAAUAUCUUCAAUUGUUUCAAUAACUUCGACGUUAUCUGCUUCACUUUCUAGCGCUUCCUCCUCCUCUUCAUCACAUAAUCCUUCUUCAAAUUCAACUCCUUCAGAUACACAACCAAAAUCUGCCAGUUCUUCACAGCAAUCUCAGCAACAACACGUACCAACGAUUAAUGAUUUUUGUGAAGUUCACAAGGACCAACGACUCAACACAUGGUGUCACACGUGUGGAGAUGAAUUGGUCUGUGCCUUGUGUGCCAUCUCAAGACACAAAGGACAUGACUAUGAUUUGGUGGAGGAAGUAUUCGAAAAGGAAAAGCAAGGUUUAAAAGAUCAAAUUGUGCAAAUGCAACAAAAUAUUUCAGAAAAGAUGGAAAAAUUAGCUAGAGAUAAAAAUUUAAUGGCUCAAACUCAUGAAGAAGGAGUUAAAGAAAUUAAUGAAAAUUUCGAUAAACUUGAAAAGAUUAUUGAACAAAAGAGAAAAGAAGUGUUGGAGAAGUGGCGAAUUUGUUGUGAAGAGGAAAUAUCUGAAAAGAUACUCACAAGUGGAAUGCAACAAUUAUCUCAAAUCAAAUUUUUAACGGAUGGCUUUUUAGAAAAUCUGAGCAAGAUGGAAAUUUCUGAAUUUAUUCAAUGCAAGACAAGAAAGAGUUUGUUGAUUCAAGUUGUGAUUCAACAAUUUCAGGAAAAUCUUAGAAAAAUCGAUAGAAGUUAUCUCUCUGACACAUUGAAUGUUGGUGUUUCGUUUGAGGCCAUGAAAGAAAUCACAGAUAUACUUAACACCAAAUUUGGAGUAAUUGGGCCAAAAGUUUCAGGCAAUGUCUCCACUCCCAACAUUUGCAAUCAUACAUCUUCAUCCACUUCUUUGCCUUCUUCAGCGUCCUCUACUCCUACCACCGGAAGUAGCUCUUCAUUGGUGCAGAGCCCAAACACCCCAGUCGCCAUUGAGAAGUGUAGAAUUGAAGGCAAAUUUGUUUGCAAAUUUGGAGGAAAAGGGUCAGAAGAUGGCCAAUUUUCAAGCCCAACAGAUCUUGUUAUCGACCCAAAUGACAAUAUUAUUGUUUGUGACAAUGAAAAUAAUCGUGUACAAAUUUUCUCGAAGGAAGGAAAAUUCUUGAGAAAAUUCUCUGUACCAAAGCCUUAUGGAGUCACCUUUGAUUCCAAGGAGGGAACUAUUCUUGUCACAAGUGACGACCAUUGCGUCUACGCGUUUGAUCGAUCAGGCAUGGAGGUCGGAAAGUUCGGUUCUAAGGGUUCGGACUAUGGCAUGUUCAGUUACCCAACAGGCAUUGUAGUCUCAGAGCCCAAAGAUCAGCAUGUGCCUGGCAAAAUUUUCAUUUGUGACCAUCAUAACCAUCGUAUUCAGAUUUUUGACAAGUAUGGAUCCUUCAUCAAGUCCUUUGGAACCAACGGAACGAAUCCGGAGAUGGAGGGAGGUUAUUUCUACGGACCAAACAGUAUUGAUAUUGACAUUGAUGGAAAUUUGGUGAUUACGGAUAGAUACAAUUCACGAGUACAAGUUUUUACACCUGAUGGCGUUUUUGUUCGCAAGUUUUCAGUCAAGAAGAGUGAACCUCAAAAUUCUGAUGGUGAUCCCACUGGAAUUUGUUGCUUUAAGAGAAAUAUUGGGCUGAAUUAUGCUGCCAUUUGUGAUUACAACAACAAUCGUAUUUCUAUUUGGAAUAUUAGAGAUGGAACCUUAGUCAAACAAUUUGGUAGCUAUGGCAGUGAAGAUGGACUCUUUGAUGGACCCAAUGGGGUCGGCUUGACAAGUGAUGGAAAAAUAGUUGUUGUUGAUUACCACAACCAUCGAGUGCAAAUCUUCAAAUAG